Molecule: messenger RNA, 6479 nt
Organism: Blepharisma stoltei
Lineage: Eukaryota; Ciliophora; Heterotrichea; Heterotrichida; Blepharismidae
Source: the annotation of a GenBank genome assembly
AUGGGGGAAGACAAAUUAUUCAAAACAAGUUCAGCGCCAGGCUCUGAUUUCCGACAAAUAAGUAUAGAUCGAGGGCGUGCGUCUGAAUUAAUUGUAUUUCCAACAAAUUACAUAACAACCGCAAAAUAUACAAUUCUAACACUUCUACCAAAAAACUUAUUUGAGCAAUUUCAUAGAAUUGCAAAUAUCUGAUUCUUAAUUGUUUCGAUACUUCAACUUUAGGUAAGAUCAUUAUUUUCAUUUUUAAUUGAAAUUUUAUUGCAAAUUAUAUAUAAAAUUUAUCAGAAAGAGACCGUGAAAAUCUUAUUUUAGUAUAAAAAUUACUUAAACCACAACUUUUGCCGCUUGAUCUCUCUCCUACUUCAAAUUGAGCUACAAUUGCCCCUUUAUCAUUAGUCCUUACUGUGACUCUAUUCAAAGAUGUGUAUUUGGACUGAUGCCGGCACAAAAUGGAUCGAAAAAUCAACAAUAAAAUAGUUAACAUUUGAGAUGAAAAUCAAGGAAAGUUUAUUGAAAUCAAAUGAAAAGACUUAGAAGUAGGGAAUGUGGUGCUAUUAACUGAAGAAAACUGCCAAGUCCCUGCAGAUAUAAUGCUUCUAACUUCAAGUCACCAGGAAAAGCUGGUUUAUAUCGAAACUAGUAGCUUAGAUGGAGAAAGCAAUUUAAAAAUUAGAAACUGUGUCUAUGAAAUUGCCAGUAUAUUCGAAAACGAAUCCCCAGACUCAGCUAUUAAAAAAUUAUAUCAUCUAGAUGAAGGCGUACUUAGAACUGAGCAGCCUAAUAACCGACUUCAUGCUUUUGACGGCUCAUUAAAGCUAAAAGGUCACCCACGAGCAAUCCCAAUUGACAUAAAUCAAAUGGUUUUACGAGGCAGUAGUAUAAGAAACACCCGCUGGGUACUUGGACUCGUCGUUUUUUCCGGCUCAGAUUCCAAACUGAUGCGAAAUUCUAAAACUCCUCCUCACAAAAGAAGUAAUAUGGAACGAAAAGUCAACAAAUACCUUGCAGUGGUGUUUUCUUUAUUAUUCUUAAUGGUAUUUAUCAGCACUAGCAUAUCAUUAUCUUACUAUUAUUCAAACAAAACAGCUGUUGAGUAUUUUUCAGGCACCACCGUUGACAACCAGCCUUUAAUUAUUUUCACUUUUUUGAUUUUAUAUAAUAGCUUGGUGCCUAUUUCUUUAUAUGUGACUAUGGAUUGUGUAAGAAUUAUCCAAGCUCAGUUUAUUAGAUGGGACUUAGAGAUGUUUAAUGAGAAAAUGAACCAGCCUACAAUUGUGAAAACUAUAGAUUUAAACGAAGACUUAGGACAGAUUGAGUAUAUAUUUACAGAUAAAACCGGGACUUUGACUGAAAAUCAAAUGGAGUUUAAAAAAUGCUAUAUUGGAGAGAAAUCAUAUGGAUUUCUUGAGCCUCAGCAUAGCACAAGACAAACUCAACUAUAUCAUCAUAAAAAAUUUAAAUUUGAUGACCCGCAGCUAUGGGAAGAUUUACAAGGAGAAGGUAAAGCAGAAAUUUCAGCCUUUUUUGAAGGUCUUGCACUAUGCCAUACUGUAAUAGUAGACCAUAAAGAAGAUGAAACUGUAUAUCAAGCUGCUUCUCCAGACGAGGAAGCUCUAGUAAUCGCCGCUCAUUGCUUCGGAUUUUCUUUUAUUUCGAGCAAAAACAAAAUUUACACCUUAAAGAUAAAUAAUGAGUGCAUGGACUACAAAGUCUUAGGAAUAAAUGAAUUUACAUCAGACAGAAAAAGAAUGUCAAUUGUGGUAGUUCCUUUAAGUGAUAGAUCUAGAAAGCCAUUUUUAAUUUGCAAAGGAGCUGACAACGUUAUGCUUGAGCGCUGCUUAGGAACUUCAAAUGAAAUUGAAAAGCUGACAGUAAACUCUUACGAAUUUUCUGUGUCUGGGCUUAGAAUUAUGGUUCUUGCAAAAAAAGAAUUGUCAGACGAAGAAACCCAAGCAUACGAAAAAGGGUAUAAUGAUGCUAUGCAUGCCUUAAAUGACAAAGACAAAAGACUUGCAGAUCUCGCUGAAGAGCUUGAGCAAGACAUGCAAAUUGUAGGGGUCACUGCAAUUGAAGAUAAAAUCCAAGAAAAUGUCCCGUCAACUAUAGCAACACUUAUUGAUGCUGGAAUAAAAAUAUGGGUAUUAACAGGUGACAAACAAGAAACUGCUAUAAAUAUUGGCUAUUCAUGCAAAUUAAUUAAAUCAAAUAUGAAUCUUAUCAAAGUCAAUGCAAAAUCAUUAGAUGAGACGAGAAAUAUCCUAAGAGGAAACUUAACAAAGCAUAUAAGUGGGCACGAGUUUAGGAGACAAACAAGCGUAUUAGAUCAAAUAAGGUACAUUGGUAAUAACAAUACUCCUGGGAAUACUGUGAUUGGCGACAAAAUGAUGCCUAGAUAUCAAUUUGUGAAGCAUGAUACUGAUCUUCUUGAUGGAGAUAUCAAAGUAAAAAAUCCUCAUUUAUUGAAUCAAGCCCUAAUAGUUGAUGGGCUAACUUUAAGCUUUAUUUUGUCUGAUUCGGUAUGCCUAAGGCUUUUUGUAAUUUUAAGUACUUUGUGCAAGUCAGUUCUGUGCUGCCGUGUAUCGCCUUUGCAAAAAUCGGAAAUUUUAAAAAUUAUUAAAAAUCACCUAGUGUUCAAGCCUAUGACACUAGCAAUUGGGGACGGAGCUAAUGAUGUAUCAAUGAUACAAGAAGCUCAUGUAGGAAUAGGAAUCGUAGGCAGAGAAGGUAUGCAAGCUGUAAACUCCAGCGAUUAUGCUAUAGCAAGAUUUCAAUAUUUAUUACCUUUACUAUUGAAACAUGGUAGAAACAACUAUGGAAGACUCGCAAAGGUUAUUUUAUAUUCAUUUUAUAAAAAUUUUAUGCUAGUGCUACCUUUAUUUUAUUUCAGUUUCCUUAAUCAGUAUUCCGGAACUACCCUUUAUGACUCUUAUCUUCAAGUGUUUUUUAACGUGAUUUUUACAUCACUUCCUAUAGUAGUUGUAGGGAGCAUGAACAAAGAUAUAGAAAGUAGAGUGGUAAUGGCAAAUCCUUUUGCUUAUAUUCCUGGGAUUUUUAAUAAAAAAUUCAACCUUGUGAUUUUUAUUAGAUGAAGCUUUUUUGCGAUACUUCAUACACUUUUGAUAUUUAUUCUUUUGAGAGGGGCUGAUUCGUUUACUAUGGAUUCACAUGGAAUGAUGAGUGGGCUUGAUUUAUUUGGGACAGCAGGAUUUUUUGCAAUUAUUAUAACAGUGACGUAUGUUGUUUUUCUUGAAAUGAGAGAUUGGACAUGAAUUUUUGUUUUAAUAGCAAGUCUUAGUUUACUGUUAUUUUAUCCGUUUGUAUUUUUGUAUGAUGUCUCAGCGUUUCCUACAAACAAUCUUGUGGGAGUUCCAUCGAGGCUAUAUAAAGUUGCUCAUUGGUUUUUUUAUAUAACUUUAGUCCCGCUUGGCUGUUUUAUUAUAAACCUCUCCUAUUUUUUUACACGAGUUUUGUGGUAUCCUACUAUAUCAGAUCUGCUGAUAAAAACUUCACAGAUAGCUCCUGAAGAAAGAUAUGCAGAAAAUGAGCCAUCACAACAAAAAAAUAAUUUUCGCUUAGAAGAAUACUGCAAUGCCUUAAACAAAGUCUUCAUCAACAAAAAUUUCAAAAACCUCACCAACCAAGAUGAAGACAGUGACUUUUAUGCAAUGAACUCUAUCACUCUUGCAUUUAAAAACCCCUACGUUGAGAACAGUUAUAAACAAAGCAUGCUUGACAAACAAGUAAGAUUCACUAGAUGAAUGAUCAAAAUAAUUUUUGUGCUAUACUCCAUAUACUGCAUCGCUGACUUAUCAUCAAAUUCCUAUGGCGAUGCUUAUAUAGCAUUUAGAUGCAUCAUGAUAGGUGUCGUUUUCAGCUUGUCUUUCUUUGCAUCAUCCCAAAUCUUUAAAAAACACUACGAAUUAUUUAUGGUAAUAAUCAUCUUCUGUGCCUUGCUUAUCAAAUUUAUUUUUGAAACAAUUGCAAUGAAUGACGCAUCUAUGAGUACUGCAAUUGUGCCAAUUGCGGUUUUUAUUUUGUUUAACGUGAGCAACUAUAAAAUGUUUAUAAUUAAUCUGCUAUUUCUGGUGAUGUAUUUGAUUAGAAUCACGAUAUGGUAUGGUGGUCAUUCUUCUCAAGCAGAAGCCACAAUUAUUAUAACAAAUUACAUUGCAUUAUUAUCUGGAAUAUUUUUAAUAAGUGCUUAUGUUGGCUAUAAAAUCGAAAAAUUCAAUAGAAUUUCAUUUAUUCUUGACAAAAAACUUCAAUUUCAAUUCCAAAAAGGCCAAGAUAUAUUAGGCAAUCUCUUGCCAGGGUUUGUAAAGGACAGAGUUAAACAAGGAGUAAGAUAUAUAGCUGAAGAGCAAGCUCAAAUCACAUGCUUAUUUUGUGAUAUUUAUGAUUUCGAUACAAUUUGUGCAAUACAUACACCAAAUGAACUUCUUGAACUAUUGGAUAAAUUUUUCGCUAUGCUAGAUGCUCUUUGUGAUAAGCAUGGAGUCACUAAAAUUGAGACGGUAAAUAAAACCUAUAUGAUUUGUGGAGGAUUAAAAGAUAGUGAAGCUCAUCUUCCGAAAAAACAAUUAAGGAGAAACCACGCAGAAAGGUGUCUUGAUAUUGCUUUACACAUAAUAAAAAAACUUGAACCAGUUUAUAUCAAAAAUGGGCACAAGCUACAAGUAAAAAUUGGAAUCAAUUCAGGUCCUGUAAUUGCUGGAGUCGUUGGUGAGCAUAAGCCACAAUUUUCCCUUGUAGGCGACACUAUUAAUACAGCUGCUAGAAUGUGCGGAACUAUAAAAGUCCCUGAUAGAAUUCAGAUAUCAGAAGACACUUAUAAUUUAUUGAACAAUCACAACGAAUACAUCUUCUUGCCAAAUAAGGUUGAAGCCAAAGGUAAAGGCAUUAUGGAUACUUUUCUGGUUGAGUCCGCAAAAGGACGAAAGCAGCCAAGGAUGCUUGGAGAAGGAGGCAUCCGUAUCCCAAUAAAUGAUUUGUCAGGCGAAGAGUCGUUCUAUGGCAUUUCUGAUAGCGUUUUAGAAAAAAGCUCUGAGCCGCUUAUGCAGGAUAUUAUUAGAGGGACAACAAUAUUAAAUUUUGAAGAAGAAAGAGUCCAAGAAGGUGAAAAGUUUGAUUGGAGUAAGCUAAGAAAAGUGCAUGGGGAUGAAGAUAAUGAUUUAGAGCUUGCUGGACCUAUGCAUUGACUGAUGUGCAGCUUUUUUGAGACGCCUUCUCAACAUAAAUUUAGGAUUCGGCAGUUUAAUAAUGAAAUAAAGAGCGUGAAUAUUGGACUUUAUUUAAGCAUUGGUACAUUUACUGCAAUUAUUAUUGUGUUUAUUGCGGCUUAUAUUGCUGAUGAGAUAACGGGAUCUGUUAUACAGGUGAUUUUAAGGCUAAGCUAUGUUGUUAUUUUGAUCUUUUAUUUGAUUUUGCUACUAAAAAUGUACCAAAACCCAAUGUUUCCUUGGGGAGUUAUGAUGGUCUACAUAUACAUAACAUUUGUCAACCUUUUGAAUUUCCACGAUAUUGAUACUGGUUUGAUUUAUAUAAAAGUUAUUCAGGUUAUGUACACAAAUAUUGUAGUCAGCCAUGUCAGCGGACUCCCAAUUGGGUAUAUAUUAACUGCUACUGUAGUAAAUUUUGUUGAUUGAUACUGCGUUGCCUUUAGUUCUGAGCAUUCAUUAGGAAGAAUGAUUGAAGGAACCUUUUUUAUUGUUGCAUUUUUCUUUUUAAACUGUAUAGCAAGUUGUGUAAGAGAAUAUCAAGCUAGAAAAUCUUAUGAUCUUAAUAAAUUCGCUGAGAGGGAAAUUAAAAACACAGAAAAGCUGUUAAAUCAAAUGAUCCCUCCCCAAGUUCUCAGAAAUCUCCAGAACGAUAUUACUACAACGGAUAGAUACACAGAUGUAACUAUAAUUUAUGCAGAUAUCUGCGGAUUUACCAGCUGGUCUUCAGAUAAAAAGCCAAUAGAAGUGGUCGGUAUGCUUUCCAAACUCUUUACUAAUUUUGAUCAUUUGUGUGUGAGGCAUAAUGUUUAUAAAGUUCAUACCAUUGGAGAUUGCUAUGUGAUAUUAAGUUUUACUGACAGUGAAAAAAGGAAUUUCAAAGAAGAAGCUGUUAAUAUGGUCGAAAUGGCUUUAGAUAUGGUUAAAGCUAUCAAAAGAGUUAAUAAAAGCAAAGGAAUCGGCUUGAACAUGAGAAUUGGGAUGCAUACAGGAGUGGUGGUUGCUGGAAUUACUGGCACAAAUAUUGUGAGAUAUGAUAUUUAUGGUCCUGAUAAUGAUAUUGCGAAUAAAAUGGAAAGCAAAGGAUGUCCUGGGAAGAUUAACGUUAGUCAAGUUUCUAAAGCAAUUUUGCAAGAAAUAGUGCCGAACCGAUUCGAAUAUCAGUUUAAUACUGUUGUAACUCAUGAUCCUACUCAGAGAUCACUAGACUCAUUCUUUUUAGUUCCAUUGCUUGAAAAAGAUAUCAUAGUUGAUGAAGAGUAA